AUGGCGUCUAUGCUUUCAGUCAUAUCAGAUCAGGUUCAAGUUGUUGGUCCAGAUGGUCCUCUUGUUGUUGGAGCUGGUGAAGAUGUGAUUCUGCCCUGUUCUCUCAAACCCAACAUCAGUGCUGUGAACAUGAGAGUGGAGUGGUAUAGACUCCAUACAUCAGACCCACUGGUCCAUUUAUAUAAUAAUGGUGUUGACAGGAAUGAAGAUCAAAUUACGUCUUACAGAGGGAGGACAUCACUUUUUAGAGAGGAACUGCAGAAAGGCAACACUUCAUUAAAACUCUCCAGAGUGAAAGUUUCUGAUGAAGGACAAUACAAAUGUUUAAUCCAAUCUGAACGCUGGUAUGAUGAUGUUACUGUUCAAGUCAGUGUUGAAGCUAUAGGAACCUACCCAGUGAUCUCAGUGGAGGGCUACAGUAAUGAUGGGGGAUUCAGUCUACUGUGUGAAAUUAAAGGCUGGAACCCUGAACCUGAAGUUGUGUGGCUGGACAAUGAUGGAAACCUUCUCCCUGCUGAAGAUACAGAGACACUCAAAGACACAGAAAGAUUCCAUGUUAAAAAACGUGUCACUGUACAGGACAGUAACACCAACAGGUUCUACUGCAGAGCAAUACUGACAGAUCAUAUGAGGGAGACAGAGAUUGUUAUAUCAAAGCAUGUCGAGGAAAAAGAGAAACAGAUACGAGAGGUUGAUGUGACUCUGGAUCCUGAUACAGCAAAUCCUUACCUCAUCCUGUCUGAGGAUCGGAAAGAGGUGACACAUGGAAACAAACAACAGGAUCUCCCUGACAACCCAAAGAGAUUUGAUCAUUGGCUCAGUGUCCUGGGAAAGGAGGGGUUCUCCACAGGGAGAUCUUACUAUGAGGUACAGGUCAGUGGGAAGACUGACUGGACAGUAGGAGUAGCCAAAGAGUCAGUUAAGAGAAAGGGGAAUGCUCCACUGAACUCUGAGACUGGAAUCUGGUCUGUGAGUCUGUGGAACGGGAUUGAAUAUAAGGCUCGUACUGAUCCUCCCGUCCCCCUCUCUCUGAAACAGAAACUCCAGACGGUGGGGGUGUUUGUGGAUUAUGAGGAGGGUCUGAUCUCCUUUUAUAAAGCAGAGACUGGAUCUCAUAUCUAUUCUUUCACUGGUCUGUCUUUCACUGAGAAAAUCUAUCCAUAUUUCAACCCUUACUUUCAUAAUAAAAAUAUAAACUCAGCUCCACUGAUCAUCACUUCAGUCAGAGGCUUCACGCCCAUUCAAGCUGGGGGGGCAUAUGCCCCAACAGAUCCUUGA
Messenger RNA from Chanos chanos (milkfish), 1278 nucleotides. RefSeq names its product butyrophilin subfamily 3 member A3-like. The transcript is spliced from 6 exons. Gene Ontology annotation, cellular component: external side of plasma membrane. Lineage: Eukaryota; Metazoa; Chordata; Actinopteri; Gonorynchiformes; Chanidae. Gene Ontology annotation, biological process: T cell receptor signaling pathway; regulation of cytokine production. The coding region runs from base 1 to 1278 and encodes 425 amino acids. Gene Ontology annotation, molecular function: signaling receptor binding. The record is from RefSeq and is a predicted model, not a curated record.